Spodoptera frugiperda (fall armyworm) is the source of this 3500-nucleotide messenger RNA. RefSeq lists its product as uncharacterized. Bases 378 to 2162 code for a protein of 594 amino acids. NCBI's taxonomy places the organism in Eukaryota, Metazoa, Arthropoda, Insecta, Lepidoptera, Noctuidae. The transcript is spliced from 2 exons. The record is from RefSeq and is a predicted model, not a curated record.
CGUUGACAAACUUAAAUUUGAAGGAUGUCUGUGGUAUAAUUCCAAUUCGAACGCGUUUGCUAUUACUCUUCUUAUGCUUUGCUUUACUAUUUUGUUGUGGUGAUGUGAGAUGAAAAAUAAAAUUAAAGUUUUUAAAUACCAAUAUAUCUUGCAUAACGAUCAAAUUUUAUUUUACACGGCUAUAAUAUUGUAACAAUAUCUUUGACGUUAAUUUUCUGUAGUGAAGAAAAAAGAAAUGUCCGUUAUAACUUGUGUGUAGUUAAUGAGUACCGUACGGCUUGGUUUUCCUCUUGAUACGUAUAUCUAAAAAGUGUAAGUUCCUAUGUAAUGAGCUAAUGGUAGUGAUCGGCUUUUGUGAACAAGAGCUUUAGAAGUGUAUGGGAUGUGAGUCUUACGUGGAAAAUGGAAGAGAUUGGUUCGAGUCGGCAGUACGGGAAGUACGGGCUGGUAGGACGCGCGGGGUCGUCGAGCACGGUGCAGGCGGCGGCUGCGUGCGACUGGCCGGCGCCGCUGUUGUUGCUGGCGCGAGCACUGGGCCGCCGGUGCGUCUCGCUAUGGUGCCAGCUCACCAGACCCUCGCCGCCGUCCGAGCCCUCCCAACAGAUGUUCCCUUUAUGAACAACAUGGACGAAAUAUCCUAUUGGAUUUGUACUAAACGGGCACCGUGCCUGAUGAACUAUGACAAUGUCAAAAAACAAGAUGAGCAAGCACAGUGUUCCAAAAAUAAACCAAAAAGUGUUCCUAGUGCUGCCGAGGUGCCUUCACCUAAAAAGAAAAAGAAGAGGAAGCUGUCUUUGUUAGAAGAUGACUCAGGUUCAGCUAAUAAACAACAAAAUGUUUACUUUGAAACUUCACAAAAGCAAAAACAGACUGUGAUGAGUAGUUGUAAGUCUGACACUCUAGGCUCCGACAUAGACUUCAACAUUAAAAAUACUUCAGUGCAAGGUAAAGCAAAGAGAUCUAAACACCAAAAAAAUAACAGAACAACUGUUCACAAGAAGAAUAAAGUGGUCACAUCUACACCCAAGGUGACUAACCUGAGGCGGAGCUUGAGGCAAGCUCAACAGAGUCUGAAUAACAGCCAACUUAAUAGUUCCUUUGAAAUAUUUAAUAAUAGUCUUGUUAAUGGCAAUAAACAUAAUGAAAUAGAGCAGAGAUCACCAGAUAAACUGAAGAAACCAGAAUUACUGGCUGGCGGGGACCAAACUGCAGACAGUAAGAAGAACACCAAUGUCAACAAACACAAGUCAAAGAAUGAAGUCUUGAAUGGACAAUUUGAAGACUUAAGUGAUGUGUCUGGCUUCACAGCAAACUACAUCCGUUCUACUAAACUGCAGUCCACUAAAACUCCUAGAAAAUUAAGAUGCAAAAAUAAUAAAAACCUUGUAAAAGAAUCACAGCAGGUUGGACAAAAAGACAAUACAAUGGUAGUUUGUAUGAACAAGUCAGUGAACACUGGGGUUCACAAACUGUCACCACUCAACUGCAGCACAGAGUCAGAGAAUGUGAUUAAUUUGAUAAGUAAGAGUAUUGACAAGUCUCCUAAAGUUACUAAGAGCACAUCUUUGCUUAAAUUCAUAGAUGCAAAGGGAAGCAAAAGUGGUAAGGAGGCUGCUGACAAUAGUAAGGCAGAUGGUGGUAGAACUAGAGGCAGAGUCAACCUGAAUGUAUCAUUCCAGUCCCAGAGCACCACAUCACGGUAUCCAAAGCGUUGCCGGAAUCAAACCACAACAGAUGUUUUAGAUAACACAGGAGAUAAUGACCAGGCUGACAAGAGAAGAAAGAUCAGUAAAAAUUCAAGUGAAUUCAAUAAUUCUGAUCGAAAAGAGAAUCCUGAGGCUGUAGUAUCAAGGACUCGAAGUGGAAGGAAUAUUGGUUUGACAUUGAGACAUCCAGAGAACUCAGUUUUAGUGCUUAGUAAUUCAACAGAACAAGUCAGUUCCAUGGUCAGCAUGAAUGUGGCCAGUCCAGGUGAAGAACAGAGAGAUAAACUGAAAAAGAAGAGACGGAUCACAAGGCACUUGCGUUCAAAGAAAGUUGUAGACAAACAAACUAGUUUACAAAGAGACUCUCUAAGAGACAGGAGUGGGUUUGCUGCAUGCUUCUCAGACAGUGAUGAUGACAGUGAACCACUUAAGCAAAGGAAAUUCUUCUGUGCUUGAACAUUUAAAGACUUGUUGCAGGCUUCCUUGCAAAUGUAUUUUUAACAUAAUAUUGUUAAAGAAUGUAGACACUCUUUGUGUACAGGGGUAGAGAGCAAAGAAAUUUGUCACUGUAUUGGACAUGAACUCAACUACCACUUAUUAUUCACUUUCCUACUGAUUAAAUUAGAUUAGUGACAAAACUAACCAUUACUAUGAUGGCAUUUAUAUUGUAUAUUAGAUGAAAAAAAAAAUGAAUUUACAUUUCUUAGAUGAAAAAAAAUACAUUCCAUGUGAAAUAUUGGAAAUAUGCUACUAUAAUUAAUUAAUAAUAUUGGCUUAUUUAAAAUGCCUCCAAAAUUUGUCGAUGUUUUAGCAAAUUUUGGUAAGGAUUAGCUAAUUUAAUCAAGGAACUACAUAAUGUUAUCUUUCCUCUGCCCUUGUUGGACUUCCAUUGCUUGACAAGACUAGAAUUGUAUAAAUUGCUCAGUGCCUAUACUAACUGCACUCUGUAUUGACAUGUUAGCAUCUAGAUAAUUGUAUUUAACCUAUGAUACAGUAGGAUACUGCUACUCGUUACAGAUAUUGGACACUGAUAUAGCAGGGCCGUCAUAACUUUAAAUAUUCCUUAAUGUUUUUAGAUAAAUAGUAUUAUUUAAGAUUGUUGUUUCGCCGGUAGAGCGAUUUUAUUCUGCAAUUUUGUUAAAUACCUGUAAAAGUUUGUUUUAAUUGGUUUCCUGAUAAAUGAAAUAGUAUUGGAACACAAAUGAGAUUUGUGAGAUAAAUCUUUGUUUUAUAAAGUGCCAUUGUAUAUUGUAAUGUUAUACAUUAAGUAUAUCUAAGUUAAUCCAUGACUGUGGCACAUGGUGAGAUAGUUCAUUCUGCAUUCUGUGUGGAGAGGGAGCUGUUCAGACACAAGUGCUUGCCAGUGCAUCAUCUUUAGCUGGCUCCGGGCAUCACUGUACAUGUUGUGUUGUGAACCCAUAGAUCACACCUAGAGUGUGCACUGCCAACUACUGGGUAAACAUUGUUUGUUAUAGUAACCUGUGACAGUGAGUAAUUGCUUUGCAAUAUUUGCAUCCAUAAUAUAAUUAUUUAUUUUGACUAAUAUUAAUUGAAUACAUGUCACAACAAUGGAUAUUCCAGUACAGUUUGGUAAUUACCAGCACAAUACAGCAUGUUGACUUUCCUCAAAUACAUGCUAGAAUUGAACUAUCUUUCUUUGGCAUAAUAAUUAUAUUUAUCGAAUUUUUGAAUUUAGGGUACUAAACUUUUUAUUUAGUUUUAUCAAAUUUUGUGUAUUAUAUUUUGUAGCUUUUAUGUAUUUAAAAUUGCAUAGUAAAGUUAAUCUUAACUGUA